Rotaria socialis is the source of this 1155-nucleotide messenger RNA. NCBI's taxonomy places the organism in Eukaryota, Metazoa, Rotifera, Eurotatoria, Philodinida, Philodinidae. The record is from the annotation of a GenBank genome assembly.
AUGGAUUUAUCGUCAUUAAGUCAGCGUCAUCGACAGUUGGAGGAGGAUCAUUUAUACUUCUUCACCCGAAAACAAAUUCGAAGUGUUCGAGCAUGGUUCGAAGACAUUGAGAUGGUGGCUCAAAUGAUUGAUGCUGAUGAGUCUGUCUUAUUGGAACAAGCAGUUGAACUGUUAAUCGAUGGAGCCGAGCGAUUGUACUGGCAACGAAGAAAAGUGUUAAUCACAUGGUCGGAUUUUAAACAAGGAAUGAUAGCACUGCUAGCACAAUUUGAUAAGGAUUCGAAACGAAAUAACAACACAAACGCUACGAUGCAAUCUGUAAUCUUGAUGAAAGAACGUCGGCGUACCAUCGCAUGGCAUCCACAACACGUCGCACAUUACAGGUCGUAUCACGCUAGUAAAUCAUCUUCAACUAAUCAAACACCGGUUUGCUCGUCAUCUCCUUCUCCGCUCUUUGAAUUAUAUCCGUUUGAAGACCCGUGGCCUAACGGUACUGAGUCAUGGCAUAUUCAUGAGAUACGGCCACAACGAUCUUCAUUUACAACCAGGCUCGAUAGCGAAAUGUUGAUGAUCACACCACAAAUUAUGGUAGAACAAAAACAUGAGCCGAUGCAAAGUGCACUACAAUCGAAUCAAAACGUACUUGAAUUUGCAUCGACAAUUGAUCCAAUAUCAUUUCUACCUGUUAAACUACCCACGGACAUGAACGACAUCGUUGAUAUGGAUGUUUGCCUACAAAAAUCCUUACGAUCAUCCAAGACAGCAAUUGCUUCAAAUGUUUUGAAACAAAAACAGCAGCACCGAUUUGUUCGGAACUUGAAAGAUUUGUCAAACGGUUCAUUACUCUCGUCACAUUUCGUAUCGCAAAUGCAGCUACGAGAUCAAUCGCGCAACUUAUUAUUGCAACAAAUAGGUGUACACUCUACUGUGUUGCUAUUAUGUUUAUUUACCGUACUAAUACGUUUCGAUAUUGUACACUGUCUGACGUAUCUUAUAUACAGUGUUACCAAAGAAUCUCAAACGUUCGCAUCAAUACUCUUUGUUGGCACGAUUCUCACUAUCUGUUCCCACCAUUUAAAGCAUUUAACGCCGUACGUUAAAACCAUUGAAACACUUCGUAAACUCGAAUCACUCUUAAUUUAUCCUAUUACAUAA